Messenger RNA from Vicia villosa (hairy vetch), 456 nucleotides. RefSeq lists its product as uncharacterized. The transcript is spliced from 2 exons. The coding region runs from base 1 to 456 and encodes 151 amino acids. Gene Ontology annotation, biological process: DNA integration. The record is from RefSeq and is a predicted model, not a curated record. Lineage: Eukaryota; Viridiplantae; Streptophyta; Magnoliopsida; Fabales; Fabaceae. Gene Ontology annotation, molecular function: nucleic acid binding.
AUGGAUCAGGAGACUGACAUAGAUUUCAUUCAAAAUCACAUUAUGUGUAGAUUUGGAGUUCCAGAAACAAUUACUACUGAUCAGGGGACAAUUUUCACUGGUCGAAAGAUGCAAGAUUUCACAAAGGAAGUUGGAAUUAAGUUAUUGACGUUGACACCUUAUUAUGCACAGGCAAAUGUACUGCCAGUAAAAAUUCAAGUUCAUGCAGUUAGAAUUCAAAGGCAACAUGAAAUACCAUCUGAAGAUUAUUGGAACAUGAUUGCAGAUGAAUUAGUAGACUUGGAUGAAGAAAGAAUGGGGGCCUUGGAUUCGCUGCAAAGGCAAAAGGAAAGAGUUUCUAGGGCCUACAACAAAAAGGUAAAAGAUAAAACGUUUGCUGUCGACGACUUAGUCUGGAAAGUUAUUUUGCCGAUGGAUAGGAAUGAUAGGGUUUUGGGAAAAUGGUCCCCAAAAUAG